AUGGAGUCUUAUCCGCAACCACCCACUUCAUCUUUCUCUAAACCCUCUUCUUCUCUUCCCAAAUGGCAAAUUCCAACCCUUCUUACAGAAAUCAAACACAAUCGUAGCUCCAGCGACCCCAUCCAUGAUCCUCAAAUUAUCGCCAAUUUGUCGGAUGAUAAAGAGAAUUCAGAACCCAAUAAGAUGAAGAACAACAAUUGCAAGCCAGACGACAAGGAGAAUGUGGAUUCUAACAUCGUCGUUUCCAAACAACCACCGAUUGCCAAGACCCGUUUGAAAGAUAGGGCUUGGAAGCCAUCUUCGCUGCAGCUCUGUAUGCAAUUGAAUGACCCUAAUCCAACCUUUGGUUCCAAUUUCUAUGAACCCAUUGGUUCCAACAAAAACAAUUCGGGAAAUAUUUGGGAUCAUUCGGAUUCCGAGGCUGCACCCGCUUCCUCAUGGUCUACACUCCCCAACAGGUCUUUGUUGUGUAGGCCUUUGCCUGUGGAUAUAGGAAGGUGUACUUGUAUUAUUGUGAAGGAAAAGUCGGUCGACGGGCUGAAUGGUGGAACACUGUAUACGCUCUACACCAAUGAGGGUCAAGGAAGGCAAAAUCGGAAACUUGCUGUGGCUCAUCAUAGACGUCACAACGGUAGAUCGGAGUUCAUAAUUGCUCAGAAUACAAAAGGCAUAUUAUGUUGUGCAGAUGAUAGUUAUGUAGGGAGUGUGACUGCCAAUCUCAUGGGUUCCAAAUACCAUAUAUGGGAUCAGGGUCGACGCGUUAAUUCCAUGACCAAACACUCCAAACUUCUAGCAUUAGUAGCCUUUGUGCCCACAAUAGCAACAUGGACAGGAAGUUAUAGGAGCAUGAAGAUAUGGCUCCCAAAACAUCAGUCUAUGCAAUUGAAGAACACAACUCAGGCACAACAUAUCAAUGGGCUACCGAAGGAUUGGGAAGAGAGAAUGGACAGAGUACAUCAGUUGUUCUCAAGAGUUCCACACUACAACAAUGUCUCAAAGCAAUAUGAGUUGGAUUUCAGAAAUAGGGGAAAAGCAGCAGGACUUAAAAUCCAGAGUUCAGCCAAGAACUUCCAGUUGACUUUGGAGAAAAAUGGAAGACAAACAAUUUUGCAACUUGGGAGGAUAGGGAAGUCCAAGUAUGUGAUGGACUACAGAUAUCCGCUAACCGGUUAUCAGGCCUUCAGCAUAUGUUUGGCGUCUAUCGAUUCAAAGCUUUGCUGCACAAUGUGAACACAUUCUGAUUGCUGAAAUGGGUUUAUCAACAAGAGCUUUGACAUAAUUGUGAAAUUUGUUAACUUCGACUUCAAAUUCUCUUUAUCAUUCCUUAUGAUAUAUAUCUCUUAUUUUCAAAGUUUCUUGAGGCAAUUAAUC
Molecule: messenger RNA, 1371 nt
Organism: Cynara cardunculus var. scolymus (artichoke)
Lineage: Eukaryota; Viridiplantae; Streptophyta; Magnoliopsida; Asterales; Asteraceae
Product: tubby-like protein 8
Exons: 10
Coding region: 1-1230 (409 amino acids)
Source: RefSeq, a predicted model, not a curated record